This is a messenger RNA of Seminavis robusta, 735 nucleotides long. The record is from the annotation of a GenBank genome assembly. Lineage: Eukaryota; Bacillariophyta; Bacillariophyceae; Naviculales; Naviculaceae.
AUGAACAACACCCCUGAAAGAUCUUCAGCCUACAAGUCCUGGUCUGAUAUGAUAGGAAGCAGUACCAAACUUGGCAACAAGAUUGUUAAGGGACUCAUCAAAGAGUUUGCCCCAACCCAAAACCCACUUCAAGACCCUGUUCCAGAAGACAAUGACCUCCUACAACAGAUGACCAACAAAGUUACUCCACAGAACAAACCAACCUUGGAAAAUGAGGAACCUGACGAACAGCCACAAGAAGAAGGAGGUGCAACCUUGAAUGUCUCAGAGAAUGAAAUGGACCCCGAAGAACAGUUGGAAGAACCAGGGACCACAACAGAGGAACAUCCCAAUGAACUCACUGAAGAAGAGGAAGCAGCUGCCACAUCUGCACUCAUGAACAGUGACACAAAUGGCAAAGCAGACUCCCAGGACAACACUGAGCAGCCCAACAAACCAGGAAACCCAGGAUCCACCCCUCCCCAGCCCCAGAAUCCUUCAAAGACCAAGACAUACAGAAACUGUCCACUCUAUGCCUUGACCCCAAGACUGAAAUCACUAGACUCUGGCACAGUAUCACUCGCGAGAUCACCCUCAAGAAGAUCCUACCCUUCAACACUCUGGACAUCUCACAAGGAGCCAACCACCCCCAAGUGGCAGCAGUCUUCAGAAUCUGGGCCAACUCACCCAUCGUCCAGCAGAACCUGCACAAAUCCUUAUGGAAAACACCUGAAGAAUGGGGAUACUUUAUCCUAA